AUUGCGGCUGUGAAACAGAUGGAACAUUGACAGGCUUGUACUGCAGUUCUAUGGUUGUUUUGCCCAUAGACAUAAUAUACUUAGACGCCUCAUGACGUGCUGGAACGUAAUCCAGCGUUGCCGCCAUAUUGGUUGGGUCUCCUCACUCUACGCUAGCACCAGAGUCAAUCGGAGUCAACGGAGAGCGAGCAACUAUGCCCGUAUUUUGUGCAUCUUACAGUUGCAAUAACUGGCGCAGUAUUGAUACCGGAUCGCGUGGGAUUACCUUUCACAAGUUUCCCAGUGAUACAGGCUUGAGGAGGCAAUGGGAAGUUGCUAUAAGACGGGAAGGUUUUGUUGCGACUGAGUCGUCAAAGCUCUGUAGUGAGCACUUCAAGCCUGAUGAUUUUGACAGGACGGGUCAGAUUGUCAGGCUUAGAGAUGGUGCGACCCCAUCUGUCUUCAACUUUCCAUGUCAUCUCCAAAGACAGACAAGAAAAGAGAAAGGAAGCGAGACUCAGAGAGAUAAGCAGAUGUAAGAAGACCAUGUGUGGCUUCAGGGAAGCCUUUGGGGAUCAGAAAUGGAAAGGAAACCACUCAACAAAAGGCUAAAAAGAAGAAGAGCCGUUAAACUGAGCUGCGACUAAAAUAUCUGUUUAACGCAGACACGUCGGUCACUGAAGCAGACGCUGGUGACGCACUCCUGACCUCAGAAGACCCUGUGAUUGACAGGUAAUCUCAGGACACUGGGAGGAGCCCAAGAGCGAACAUCAGUCUGACGGAGAGAGAGAAAGAGAGGAUGGAAGGAUAGAAGUGUUUUGCAGUGCUGCCAGUAAUGACUCAUA
This is a messenger RNA of Onychostoma macrolepis, 824 nucleotides long. RefSeq names its product THAP domain-containing protein 6-like. Bases 195 to 518 code for a protein of 107 amino acids. Lineage: Eukaryota; Metazoa; Chordata; Actinopteri; Cypriniformes; Cyprinidae. The record is from RefSeq and is a predicted model, not a curated record. The transcript is spliced from 3 exons.